This is a messenger RNA of Neoarius graeffei (lesser salmon catfish), 2048 nucleotides long. It is a transcript of the gene nicn1, whose product is annotated as nicolin 1. The transcript is spliced from 7 exons. Gene Ontology annotation, cellular component: nucleoplasm. NCBI's taxonomy places the organism in Eukaryota, Metazoa, Chordata, Actinopteri, Siluriformes, Ariidae. The coding region runs from base 173 to 811 and encodes 212 amino acids. The record is from RefSeq and is a predicted model, not a curated record.
AUGCUCCGACAAAACAUGCUAGCUUUCUGUUUUGCAAACGCGUUUGGUAGAUAAAAGUGUAGUUGUACUGAAUGUCAUGUCUGCUUUAAACGUUAAGUUUUAAUGUUAAGUAAGUAAGUAAAUGUUAAAUAGCUACCUUUAACGCAAGAGUGUCCACUGUCGUUCCAGUACCAUGCGCGGUGAUCCAGUGGACUGCGUAGUGAAAUCUCCAGUGGCUCUGCAGCUGGGCGACGUGGUGUCCGAUUCAGUCCGUCCUGGGGUUUAUAUCACCGACAUCGUACUUACAACGCAGGUCAAUAUUCAGGAAAUCUCCUUCAAGAAUUACUACACAGCCUACUUGACAGUGCGAGUGUUGAAGAACGAGGAAGGAAGUGAUGAGAAUCGUGCGAAGUGGUUCACCUGCGUGAGAAACUACUGCCUGAUGUCCAGUCCGCACACUGAAGGAGGAUCACAGGACUACUUUUCUAUCUACAGACAACAGAUGCUUGCGGAGCCAGAUAAUGUUAUUACCGUGCGGCUCAUACUGAGACAGCCUUCUUCAGUCUGGCUGAAUUUCAACAUAGAGGAUAUCAAAAUAUACUCCUUGGCAGAUGAAGAAUCAGAGAGAGACGUUCCUUCUUGGUUAUCUACCAUCACAACUGCUGAAGAGCCUCUUGAUUUGAAUGGUCUUCCUGAUCCAGACACGGUGUCCUCCUGUAUUCAGCACAUGUGGGCUCUCACGGAGAUCAUGCAGUCAAGCCAGACUUCCGCCUCCAUCGGGCGCUUUGACGUUGAUGGCUGCUACGACGUCAAUCUGCUUUCCUACACAUAACAGGACGUGACCAACGGUUCAACAGGAAUUAUGUCGACCCAAGCUGCAAUUGGGCUUAGAACAAACUAGGCGAUGGUAUUGAAGCAUAGCCGUGUCUCAGAUGGCACUGUACAUUAUCUCAUGAUAACAUCUCCGAUCAAACCCUGCUAACGUUUCACACUAAAACGAUACGUUGAAGCAAGUCCAUGCCCACUGUUGAAACAGGUUCUUGGCUGACAGGACCGGAACCCCUUAUGAUCACACUCAUACGCGCUCAUCAAGGCAUAUUACGCAUUCAGAGAUGCUUUUCUGUUCACCACGGUUGUAAAGAGUAGUUAUCGGAGUUAGCGUAGCCUUUUCUUCAGUCCAAACCCGUCUGGCCAUUCUGCUUUAACCUCUCUCAUCAGCAAGGGGUUUUCUGCUGCUCACUAGAUGUUUAUUUUCCACACCAUUCGAUGUAAUUAGUAGCAUCUCAAAACAAACACUACCAUGUAGCACUAAACGUUAACGCUGUAUUACAAUGUGGAAAUUCACGUCAUUGAACUGCGCCAGAACAGCCACCUCAGGAGCAACAGGAACGGUUUUAAAAUGCAAAAUGUCUGGCUUUUUUUAAAAAAAUAAAGUUUAAAGUAAAGCGGAACCUAAAGCAUAGCGCUGUCUGGUGGCUCCACCCCCUCUACCGAGUAAAGUGUCUGCAAAUGCAUAGUUCAGAAAGCAUCCCAUAGACCACACUUAAAUUUUGGUGUGUAGAUAUAUUUUUUUUAAUGUCUGAAGGAUUGUUUUGCUCCCAUGCAGUGCUUGUUAUAGUAAUAUGUGAUUUAACUUGAGUCAUAAUUUUUAUUUUGUAUAUUUAAAAAAAAAAAAAUUACAACCAGUUAGGACACACAAACUAUGAAUAUAUAUAAUAUGAAUCUAUAACAAAAUAUAAACCAUUUAGUAUGAAGUGCAACCAAACAAACAAGAAAGCAAAAUCAUAGAUGGUGAUAAACAGUGUUACAAAAUCAACUCAAAGCAUUACUUCAGCCUUUUGCUCAUCAGCGUCUCGGUUGAAUUUUCCAGAUUUGGAAAUAUGGGUCAUAUGGCCCAGAGUCAAUAUCUCAUCUCAUUAUCUGUAGCUGCUUUAUCCUGUUCUACAGGGUCGCAGGCAAGCUGGAGCCUAUGCCAGCUGACUAUGGGCGAAAGGCGGGGUACACCCUGGACAAGUCGCCAGGUCAUCACAGGGCUGACACAUAGACACAGACAACCAUUCACACUCACA